AUGCAAUGGCAAAAUGUUGGUAUUAUCUCGAACACCAUCGACCUCUCCAAGAACGCACUCUACCUCACUGCCAUUCUCGCCCGCACGGCAUCUCGCUCUUCUCCAUCCAAACAGAAAACAGUUCCCUUGAAGCACUCUUCUGCACCUCCAGCUAACGCUUUAGUCGAAAAACAACGUGCUUCGCUUGUGGACAUGCACAAGGAUGCAUGCCCGUGGAGGACGCGACAAUGCGAAGGGUGUCGCCGACCUGAGCUUUACACGCAGCACAUGCCUAAAGGGCGAGGCGGAGGGCGCGCCAAUUUCGGACACCCCAAGCCAGAAGGGCGGUCUAAUUUCUUCAAGUACUGCUCUUGCGAUUUCUGCAACCAAACCCUUGAUAAUCCAGCACAGCCUCAUGUGACCUUCACGCGUCCGGGAAACUCUUGCGACCCUCUCCGCGAGUUCAAUAACUACUCGGCGAACGUCAACGCUAUGCUGCAGAACCUCGAGAUCACUACCAUCGAUGGAUCUCAGAACACCCCCAUGAUUUCAGAAACCACUGGUCCGUCCACAGUUUGGACCGUUGUCCUCGUCUAUUCCGCGAUUUUACUUAUGAUCUACCUAGCUGCCACUCCGAUGGGUAGCACGGUAACUAACUAA
Pisolithus orientalis is the source of this 639-nucleotide messenger RNA. RefSeq lists its product as uncharacterized. The coding region runs from base 1 to 639 and encodes 212 amino acids. Lineage: Eukaryota; Fungi; Basidiomycota; Agaricomycetes; Boletales; Pisolithaceae. The transcript has 3 exons. The record is from RefSeq and is a predicted model, not a curated record.